Pangasianodon hypophthalmus (striped catfish) is the source of this 3312-nucleotide messenger RNA. It is a transcript of the gene iffo2a, whose product is annotated as intermediate filament family orphan 2a. The transcript is spliced from 9 exons. The record is from RefSeq and is a predicted model, not a curated record. Lineage: Eukaryota; Metazoa; Chordata; Actinopteri; Siluriformes; Pangasiidae. Bases 510 to 2147 code for a protein of 545 amino acids.
AGCUAACCUCUCAGCUCUCUGGAGACUCAGCGGCUUUUAGCUCACUGCUGACUUCCGGCUUUGUGACUCCACUGAUUUUUGAAUUCUUUAAAAUUUAUUUGAGACACGCAAAUCUACUUAGCUGCUCCCCCCCACAGGCUGUGUGUGAAGAAUGUGUGUGUAUGAGUGUGUGUAUGUGUGUGUGAGGGUGUGUAGCCUCCUCCUCCUGCCAUUUCCCGUUUGGAGGAGCUUAUCUUAGCCGCUCGGAAUGGGAGUCUCAGUAGCGAGAGGUUUUCCAGGAGCACAUAACUGGCGUUACUCUUCACCGAGCAAACGGAGAAAGUGAUGUAACAGCUCUGUUAGCCGUUCAACGCUCUUAGGUGGCUUGUAUUUCACCAGGGGAAAGAGUAGGCUAUGUCUUUUUAUUUGUAUGACAUUAGAUAAAGGGAAUAAAGGGAAGGGAUAGGGAUAGGGAGUGCACCUUGCGCUUCUGAACACAGCUAUGAGAUGACGCGAGUGGCUUUGUUUGAAUGAACCACUUCCAGUCCAGGAUGGAUGACUUCCCUCAUCUUUUUCCAGACCAAAACCCUCCAGUUCACAUGGAAACGCCGUUACCUCGUAUUAUCGGUGCCUCUGUGGCGACAGGAGCCGGCUCAGGGGUGAGCAGCGCCUUACGGAAUGAUUUAGGCUCCAAUAUUCAUGUUUUAAAAACGCUGAAUCUCCGCUUCCGCUGCUUCCUCGCCAAAGUGCAUGAGCUGGAGCGCAGGAACAAAGUGCUAGAGACUCAGCUGCAGCAGGCUCUGGAGGAGUCCCGCUACAGAAGCUUCUUAAGCCGGGAGCAAGCUAUCCAAACCGACUACGAGCUCCCGUUUGCAGGCCCGCUAGCCGAGGCGAGGGUCCCCGGCAGAAUCUGGAGCUACUCCCACAGCAGGAGGUAUGGAGGCCGGCUGGAGCUGCAUCACGGGCCCGGGGUUUCAUGGACGCACCCAGAUGGAGUCGGAGUCCAGAUCGACACCAUCACCCCUGAGCUGAGGGCCAUCUACAACGUGUUAGCCAAAGUGAAGCGAGAGAGGGACGAAUACAGAAGGAGAUGGGAGGAGGAGUCGUCCAAGUGCCAGCAAAUGGAGGCCAUGGUGGAGACUUUACAACAAAGUGCGCAGGAGUCUGAGGACCUACGGAGAGAACUGAGUGAGAAAGUGGAACAGCUUAAAGCUGAUUUGAUCGUCUAUAAGAGUCUCAUGACCGAUCAAAUGUCAGAUUUGGACUCCAAAAUUCAAGAGAAAGCCAUGAAGGUGGACAUGGACAUUUGUAGACGCAUCGAUAUCACAGCUAAGCUGUGCGACGUGGCCCAGCAGAGGAACUCAGAAGACAUGAGCAAGAUGUUUCAUGUCAGUCCUUCUAGAGCUCCUGCAGACCACAAAGGGGUGUCUGCAGCAUGUAAAAAGAAGGAGCGUAAGGCUGUGUCUGAUGAGGAGAAUGCUGAGGUGGAGGCAGACAGCGAGCACUCUGAGAAGGAGGUUUCUGGAUCUCUGAACAUUACAGAUGAAAUGAAGCGCAUGCUCAGUCAGCUAAUUAGCUCAGAUAACUGCUCUGUCGCCAGGAGGGAGACGUUCGAGUUUGACGAUGACUGUGACAGUCUGGCCUGGGAGGAGACCGAAGAGACUCUGCUCCUGUGGGAGGACUUUACCAACAGCCCUGUUAUUUCCACCUCCACCACUCCUGCUCCUGCUGCUGCCGGUUCACACUCUAGCGCUGCCUGUGCUGCCGAAUGCCACGGAGAAACACACGAGCAGGAUGGAAGUCUGCGCAGUCUGAUAAACGAGACCGAGUCACUCUUUAAAACUAGAGAGCAGGAGUACCAGGCAACAAUCGGACAGAUCGAGCUGGAGUUGGCCACAGCCAAGAGUGACAUGACCAGACACCUGCACGAGUACAUGGAGAUGUGCAGUAUGAAGCGAGGACUGGAUGUGCAGAUGGAGACCUGUCGCAGACUCAUCCAGAGCUCAGCAACCACUGGCAGAAACUCGCCAUUCUUUAACUCUGGAGCAAGCAGCGACUCAGGAAACGCAGAAGACCUACAAGAUGAGCUAGACAGGGAUGGAGAGAAGGACAGAGACAUCGUUGGAAAGAGCGAUGGAGAGACAGAUGUAUAUGGGGAGGUCAGUUGAUGACCCUCCACAUCACAUCCCUCUUCUUCCACAGUGGCACAGGGGGUAGAAACUCUGACCCAGUCUUCCGUGAUAUGCGGCUCUGUGGAUCUCAGAGUCGGUAGUACGUGUGCUGUCCCAAAUUGGGAUGAAAUCAGUUUUACAGAGUCUAUCUCCUGAAACUGUCUUUUUAAUCAGCACUGCCAAGGCAUGGCUCCAUCUUCUCCUGUCCUCUAUCACACUGGCUUGUAAAAUCUACAGUAUACACAAUGUCUUUCAACAUUCUUUCCUUUUUUUAUAGUCUGCUUCAGAGGUAAUCAUGAAAUCCAAUUAUCAGUUUUUAUUCAUCGUAUUACAGCAAAAUAGAUUUGUUGGUCAUUUGUUAGUCAUAAAGGAGCCUAGAAUCAACAUUAACAAUAACAUUUGUUCUGACUCUUGUCACCUGAUCAAUGGAAAUACUGUGUUUUAUACAUUUUAGAGGAAUCAUUGCUCUGAAAUCUGAAAUAUUGCAGAUAAUCACAUAGACACACCAUAUAAGCCAUGCAGUAGGAGCUUCUACACUAAGGUUAGACAACAUUGCACAGUUGUGCACAGAGCACUAUGCAAUAAGCUGCUUUGGAAAUGCAGUUUAACUGUUUUUUUUUUGUUUUUUUUUUUACAGGGACAUUCUUGAUAUUUGUGAAAAAGUGCCCUGCUCUUAUUUUACCUUUAAUGCAGAAGUUUCAGUGUUCAGAGAAAUCUGAUGCCAAACAGUAGAAAUCCAAAACCCUUGUGCCUGCAGCGAUGUUUUAUACAGUACCAGUUGCCUUAUUAGAUUUUUUUUCUUUUAGCUGUGCUUUUAAAAUUAUUUCAAAACUGAUCAAAGUCAAUAGCAGAUAGAAGAAAACAUUGUGAAAUGUACAAAAACAUCAAACAACAAUACACCUGUUGGUCAUCCGUGAAGUAAAAAUGUGAUUAUUAGUAUUAUUAAUAUUACUAUUGUCAUUACUGUUGUUGGUUUUUGGAAUUUUUCUGCGUGGAUAUUUUCUGUAUCUUUAUAAAGGUCUUGUUUAGAGUUUGCUAUAAUUAUCAUGCUGAAUUAUGUGGAGACUUAAUCACUGAUCUUUUUUUAAUUUAUGGAAAAGAGUUAUUCCUUAUGUUUUAUCCUCUGCUUAACGGACACUUAAUAAAUCAUUAUUUAUACACA